This is a messenger RNA of Limulus polyphemus (Atlantic horseshoe crab), 552 nucleotides long. Its product is annotated as pre-B-cell leukemia transcription factor 1-like. Gene Ontology annotation, cellular component: nucleus. The annotation marks the transcript as partial. Lineage: Eukaryota; Metazoa; Arthropoda; Merostomata; Xiphosura; Limulidae. The transcript has 2 exons. The record is from RefSeq and is a predicted model, not a curated record. Gene Ontology annotation, molecular function: DNA-binding transcription factor activity.
UCAUAAUAGACGCUCAUCUUUUAUGGUGAAGAGUCUUGAGUGGCAUUAUAGUACAGCCCACUCGGAAACCUCUAGCUGGUGGUCAAAAAAUAUUCCAAUCAAAAUAUUCAGUUCUAGUUGGUUUACCAAAACGCGAGUGAAACUCAUAGUUUUAGAGGAUAAUAUUACGCCUGUUCUCUAGUAAAACGCUUAUGCUGGAGACAGUGUAUGACCUUCGCUAGGCGGACAGCCACGCCGUUGUGUCUGUUUGGCGAGGGUGGUGUUGAAGUAUGGACGAUCAGCAAACAAUGAUGCACCCCGUUUCACAGCAUCCCACGGUUACUAUGGAAGGUCAUGUAAUAUCCCAACACACUUACGGCAUGGAUCCUACAAACCAACCACAUGCACUGGAUCAAGAAGUUCGUAAACACGAUAUAUCAGAAAUACUUCAACAGAUCAUGAACAUCACAGACCAAAGUCUCGACGAAGCUCAAGCGAGAAAACAUACGCUGAACUGCCAUCGUAUGAAACCUGCUCUCUUCGGUGUUCUUUGUGAAAUCAAAGAAAAAACAG